AUGCAUAUAAAGAAGAAAACACGAAACAAAAUCAAUCUCGAGCUUAUUCAACGUUCUCCAGCCGUACCAUUAAUAACGGUCGAACGGAAAACAGGUCAAGUUAAGGUGCACGAGAAAAAUAUCGAUCAUGUCUUGAAAAGACCAGAAUUCAAAAAUACCCAUGUCGUGGUUAUUGGAAUACUUGGCCAACAUCGUGCUGGCAAAUCAUUCUUAAUGAAUGUAAUACGAUUAUAUCUAUUAGAAAAGGUAAAGAAAAUGCAAGAGCUCAGUACUAUUGGUAAAUUAUUACAAUUUCUCAGCUCUGAGCCUCGCUGGUUAACUGCCGCCAAUUUUCGCAAUAUACAGAGCCAAUUUGGCUGGUAUCAUUCUGACUUAAGUGACACCAAAGGUAUAUAUACUUUAAGAGAGCCCAUAUUGUGUCAAAAUGCGAAAGGUCAAAAGGUUGCUGUUGUCUUGUUAGAUACAGAUGGCUCCAUAGCUGGAGAAUUUAACUAUGACAAUAUCAUAUAUAUCCUAACAUCCAUUUUAUCGUCGAAGCAGAUUUUAAAUUUUCGCACGGAAUGUCAAGAUGAUGAAAUAAGAAUGCUGAAGGUGUUGGAAGAAUAUCUAAAUUAUGCAACGGAUAAAAGUCAUACCAAAUUAUUACAAGACGUUGCUGUAAUUAUUCGAGACGCAAAAGUGAAGAAAAAAGAAUUAGGCCAAGUAGAAAAUUAUCAAAUGCACCACUUUGAUCAAAAUUCUCAAGUUAUGAUGCCGGUUCUCAAUUCUCAUUACUGCAAAGUUCAGUCAUAUCUUUUCCCACAUCCUACGGCUGGUCGUCGGUUAACUCCAAUCAGUGCGGUGAAAGUCUUAGACGAAAAUCACCCGUUCGCCAUAUCUAUAGACGAGUUUUGCUCUACUUUUCUUGCCCCUGAAAAUUUUAUUCAAAAAUCGUUUUUCCGAAUAAAAAUAAAUUGUUAUCAGUUGGCUGAUAUUAUCAAGGUUAUGGCUAAUUUAUUUCAAAGUGGGAAACUGCCAACGCCAGAGUUACUAUAUGAGGGAAUUGUCAAAACAUUAUGUGAAUAUGGAUUAGAUUCGGUUGUUAUGGACUAUGAAAAACACGCAAAAUAUAUGGAGGAUCAUUUUGGUACUAACAAUAUACCGGCUGAGCAACUAAAAAAACUAAAAGCUGCAUUAACGAAGGUGGCGAGUCAUUACUUUAAAACACUACGAUCGUCAAAAUGUAAUGGGAUAAUCGAACGAUCCCGCGAGCGGACGGAGAAAAAAUUAGAAGCACUACAUUCAAGUUGGCAACUGAAAUCAGAUGCUAACUGUAAGAAAAAAACGGCAAAUCAUCAAGCUAAGGAGCGUACAGAAGUUAAUCAAUUAUAUAUGGAAAAUGUAAAGUUAAAGAAGUCUUUGAGUCUGGAAAAGGCUAAUUCACUAAAAUUGCAAUUAGAAUUGGAUGAAGUUAGGUCCAAACUAUCUGAGGCUGAUCGAGAUACACUCAAUCAACGAAGAAAAUCUUGGGCAACAAUUUCGCAUACCGCUGAGUCAUCCUCGAAUGAGGAUAUUAAUCCUGUCCAAGAGCAAGAUUGUGGUUAA
Trichoplax adhaerens is the source of this 1584-nucleotide messenger RNA. RefSeq lists its product as uncharacterized. The record is from RefSeq and is a predicted model, not a curated record. The transcript has 12 exons. Bases 1 to 1584 code for a protein of 527 amino acids. NCBI's taxonomy places the organism in Eukaryota, Metazoa, Placozoa, Uniplacotomia, Trichoplacea, Trichoplacidae. Gene Ontology annotation, molecular function: GTPase activity; GTP binding. Gene Ontology annotation, biological process: protein homooligomerization; endoplasmic reticulum organization.